GAACUAGAUUUUUCCCCCACUUUCCUUUUUUCCCAAACAACUUUCUCUCUCCUCUUUUUCUUCUCCCCCUUUUUUUUUCUUUUUAAUUUAAUUUUAUAUUUGUUGGGGUUUUAAUUAUUAAAUAAAUUGACAUUUAUACGUUAAUAAAAUAAUGAGAUUUUGUAUUGAAAAAGAAGGAAGAAGAAGUAAAUAGCAGUAGUGUUGUUGAUGAUGAUGAUGAAGAAUUGAAUGGAGUUAGUGUUAAAACGAUGGCGUUUCGAGAAGUUAGUGUUGUUGUUGAUGAUGAUGAUGAUGAUGGAGCUGUAAUCCCCAUUUCUAGACCUUCUGCUGUUGCUGUUAAUUCUGGAUCAUCCUCUCUUUUAGAUGAAGAUUCAAUGUGGCCUGUAAAUAUGCGAUCUUCUGAAGCAUUGGAUACUGGAAUUUAUCCUCCUGGUCCCUAUCCUGAGCGUGAAGGGGAACCAGAUUGUUCCUUUUUUCUCAGAACAGGACUUUGUAGAUUUGGUUCGACAUGCCGCUUCAAUCAUCCUUCUAAUAGAAAGCUAGCUCUCGCCACUGCAAGAAUGAAGGGGGAGUUUCCAGAAAGGACCGGUCAACCUGAAUGCCAGUACUACUUGAAGACUGGAACAUGCAAGUUUGGAGCAACAUGCAAGUUUAAUCAUCCUAAAGACAAAGCUGGGAUUGCUGGAAGAGUACCUGUAAAUGUCUUAGGAUACCCGCUUCGCCCGAAUGAACCUGAGUGUGCAUACUAUUUAAGAACCGGACAAUGUAAAUUUGGGAGUACAUGCAAGUUCCAUCACCCUCAGCCAUCUGCUUCUUUCCGCGGUUCUUCUGUGUAUCCACCUGUUCAAUCUCCGACAACUCCUGGUCAGCAGUCAUAUCCAGGAGGAUUAACAAAUUGGUCUUUGUCUAGAGCCUCAAUUAUUCCUAGUCCGCGUUGGCAAGGUCCUUCAAGCUACACACCUUUGAUUCUUCCACAAGGAGUUGUUUCAGUUCCAGGGUGGAAUGCCUAUAUGGGUCAGAUGGGUUCAGUCUCGUCUCCUGAAGGACAGCAGCAGACAUCAGGAAACAGUCCUGGCUAUGGGACUGCACGCCAGAGUGAAUCUGCAGUUGCUGCCUCUCAGGGUGCAUAUUCUUCGUAUCGCACUGGAUCUAUCCCUAUGGGUUACUAUGCGCUUCAGAGAGACAAUGUUUUCCCUGAGAGGCCUGGACAACCCGAAUGUCAAUACUACAUGAAGACUGGUGAUUGUAAGUUUGGCGCAGUUUGUCGGUUUCAUCAUCCCAGAGAAAGGCUAGUUCCAGCUCCCGACUGCCUCUUGAGUGCUUUGGGCUUGCCAUUGCGUCCGGGAGAACCUUUGUGCAUAUUUUAUUCUCGUUAUGGUAUAUGCAAAUUCGGUCCAAACUGCAAGUUUGAUCAUCCAAUGGGAAUUUUUGCAUACAAUGUCUCUCCCACAUCUACUGAUGCCUCUGCUAUGCGGCGUUAUCUGGGAUCAUCAUCAGCAGCAGGCUUAACAUUGACGUCAGAAGGGCUGGUUGAAUCAGGCACAGGGAAGAACAGGAGGCUCUCUUUGUCAGAAACGAGGGACUUGCAGUCUGGUGAUGAUGAUGUCGAAACUGAUAGAUAAAGCUUAAGCUUCCUCCUAAAUAGAGAAGCUUGAUGGGUUGACUCCCCUUUUUGCAAUCUUUUGCGGCAUUAUGAGGAGCUUACCUGUAAAUUCAUUUUCCGAUUGCUGAAGAUGUACAGCUUUCCUUUCAUGUUUAAGUUGAUUAUAUACUUACAAAUUCUCUGGAAAAAAAAAAGGAUGUAUUACAGCCGAGAGUUUUGGCCGCCCUUCCCCUACUCCUUCAUGUGCUGUAAAUCUGAAAUUAUUGUCACAUUUGGUGAAAUCAUUGUGAACAAUUGAUCACCUUCUCUGUUAUGAAAAACCUUUGAAAUUAUCCUUGCAGAA
This is a messenger RNA of Chenopodium quinoa (quinoa), 1946 nucleotides long. RefSeq names its product zinc finger CCCH domain-containing protein ZFN-like. The record is from RefSeq and is a predicted model, not a curated record. Gene Ontology annotation, molecular function: mRNA binding; metal ion binding. NCBI's taxonomy places the organism in Eukaryota, Viridiplantae, Streptophyta, Magnoliopsida, Caryophyllales, Amaranthaceae. The coding region runs from base 249 to 1622 and encodes 457 amino acids. The transcript is spliced from 7 exons.